CGGUGACUAUGGACUAUGACUUUAAAGUGAAGCUGAGCAGCGAGCGGGAGCGGGUCGAGGACCUGUUCGAAUACGAGGGCUGCAAAGUUGGCCGUGGCACUUCUGGGCACGUCUACAAAGCCAAGAGGAAGGAUGGGAAGGAUGAUAAGGACUAUGCUUUAAAACAAAUAGAAGGAACUGGAAUCUCUAUGUCAGCAUGUAGAGAAAUAGCAUUACUUCGAGAGCUUAAACAUCCCAACGUCAUCUCUCUUCAAAUAGUGUUUCUGUCUCAUGCGGAUGGGAACAUAAUCAAGUUUCACAGAGCCUCUAAAGCAAACAAGAAGCCAGUUCAGUUACCUCGGGGAAUGGUGAAAUCUCGUUUAUAUCAGAUCUUAGAUGGUAUUCACCAUCUGCAUGCCAAAUGGGUGUUGCACAGGGAUUUGAAACCUGCUAAUAUUUUAGUUAUGGGUGAAGGUCCCGAGCGUGGAAGAGUAAAAAUUGCUGAUAUGGGCUUUGCCCGAUUAUUCAAUUCACCUUUAAAGCCUCUAGCAGAUUUGGAUCCAGUUGUUGUGACAUUCUGGUACCGAGCUCCAGAGCUGCUUCUUGGUGCAAGACAUUAUACCAAAACAAUUGAUAUUUGGGCUAUAGGGUGUAUAUUUGCAGAGCUACUAACGUCAGAACCAAUAUUUCACUGUCGGCAAGAGGACAUCAAAACUUGUAAUCCUUAUCACCAUGACCAGCUGGACAGAAUAUUCAAUGUAAUGGGAUUUCUUGCAGAUAAAGAUUGGGAAGAUAUAAAAAAGAUGCCCGAACAUUCAACAUUAAUGAAAGAUUUCAGAAGAAAUACGUAUACCAACUGCAGCCUUAUCAAGUAUAUGGAAAAACACAAAGUUAAACCGGAUAGUAAAGCAUUCCACUUGCUACAGAAGUUGCUUACUAUGGACCCAAUAAAGCGAAUUUCCUCAGAACAGGCUAUGCAGGAUCCCUAUUCCUUAGAAGACCCGCUUCCUACAUCAGACGUAUUUGCUGGUUGUCAGAUACCUUACCCAAAACGAGAAUUUUUAACAGAAGAAGAGCCUGAUGACAAAGGAGACAAAAAGCACCAGCAGCAGCAGCAGGGCACUAACCACACUAAUGGGACUGGCCACCCAGGGAACCAAGACAGCAGCCACGCGCAGGGGCCCCCGCUGAAAAAAGUGAGGGAUGUUCCUCCUACCACUACCUCAGGUGGACUGAUCAUGACCUCAGACUAUCAGCGUUCCAAUCCACAUGCUGCCUGUCCCAACCCUGGACCAAGCACACCGCAGCCCCAGAGCAGCAUGGGAUACUCAGCUACCUCCCAGCAGCCUCCACAGCGCUCACACCAGACGCAUGGGUACUGAGCUGCGACGGAACACUGUCGAUGCACUGUUGCUAAUGCUGCAGGGCAGAUGUGCAGCUUGCUGCGGGAACCUGGCGUGGCGGUGAGAAUGUACGGUACCACCACAUCUUCAAAAUGUCCAGCAGCCGUGUGCCACCAGCUGUCACAGAUUGGGAUAGUAGCUUCCAAGUCGUCCCUCAUGUUGGAGUUAGACUUGAGAAGAAAGCAUUAGCACAGUGUGUGUUGUGGACUCGCUGCUUCCCUAGUUCUCCAGACACGGCUCAGACUGACCAGUGCAUCUCGGUGACAGUCUGUAGCAGUGACGCUGUGAGAUGUACUGGGGGCGAGCAUUUGUCCUCCGCGUGGCGACUUCCAGUGCAGCACCCCCAUCCGACCAGUAGUACAGACAGACACAAAGUUGAACUGGUACUUGAAACAUACAGUUUAUGUUAGCUCAACAGAAUAACUGAAACUCAAAGAUUAUUUGUUACACCUUCCUUUUUAGUGUCUUAUCAGUGGCCUGAUUCAUUUUCUACAUUAA
Molecule: messenger RNA, 1880 nt
Organism: Jaculus jaculus (lesser Egyptian jerboa)
Lineage: Eukaryota; Metazoa; Chordata; Mammalia; Rodentia; Dipodidae
Product: cyclin-dependent kinase 8-like
Biological process (GO): protein phosphorylation
Cellular component (GO): mediator complex; nucleus
Molecular function (GO): ATP binding; cyclin-dependent protein serine/threonine kinase activity; RNA polymerase II CTD heptapeptide repeat kinase activity
Source: RefSeq, a predicted model, not a curated record